CGCGCUCGUCCUUUCCUCGGAGGAGCCGGGACGGGCUGCUGGGUGCCGGGCCGCGACCGGGCCGCCGCCGUCCUGAGAAGAUUUCAAUCACGGACCUGAAGAAGUCCCAACGAUGGAUCAUGCUAGGAAAGCAAUAUAUAAUUUGUUUGGAGGGGAGCCCCUCUCGUACACCCGGUUCAGUCUGGCCCGGCAGCCGGACGGAGACAGCAGCCACGUGGAGAUGAAGCUCUCCGCCGAAGACGAGGAAGGCGGCGAAAACGGAGUCAUCGACCACGUUCACACCCAGCCGGUGAAGCCGCGGAAGACCAAUCGACGCUUGUGCUGCGUGUCCUCCGUGGCAGCUCUUGUUUUUCUCGCCGGAUCUCUGCUUGGCUACCUGUGCUUCCGGGCGCGGAUGCCAGAGCCGAGGGAAUGCGCGAACGGACUCGAACCGUGUAAGAGUGCCCAGUGUGCAUCCGUGGACGUGGACGAGCCUGCUCAGCCCGCGGUGCAAGCGCGGGGACCGGAACCCGAGCCCAUGCUAUACUGGAGCGACCUCCAAAACAAAUUAGCGGAGAAACUUGACGGCAUAAGUUUCCAACCUAAAAUCAGGAGGGUCUCUGCUGCUUCCCAUGAGGCUGGCACGGCUGCCGAUGAAGAUCUGGCCAACUACGUCUACAGCGAGUUUGGCAGCUAUAAUCUGGACAGAGUCUGGAAGAAUGAGCACUACGUCAAGGUGCAGGUCCCCGGAAGCUCUCCAAAUGUAAUUUCGCUGGACAUUCGUGGUGGGAGUAGAGGAACGCUCGACGCGUCAAAGGCUUACGUGGCGUACAGCGGAACCGGGGAUGUUACUGGCAAGCCAGUUUACGCCAAUUUCGGCCGCAGCCAAGACUUCGACACCCUGAGGGGGAAGCAGAUUCCCGUCAACGGGACCCUGGUCCUGGUCAGAGCCGGAAUGAUUCCGUUUGCCGAGAAGGUGGCCAACGCCCAGAAGCUUGGUGCUGUCGGAGUCUUGAUAUUCCCUUCCCCGGCCGACUACCCCGGCCUCAGAGAAGAUGUGGCGCAGUUUGGCCAUGCUCACCUUGGGACAGGUGAUCCUUUCACCCCAGGGUUCCCUUCUUUCAACCAUACCCAGUUUCCACCAGCUGAAUCCUCGGGACUGCCACGCAUCCCUGUGCAGACCAUCUCCAGUUCUGCUGCAACUGAGCUGUUCAGACGCAUGUCCGGGAUAUCCUGCCCGCCGGGGUGGAGCGGCACGUUCAGCGCGGCUUGCAGGUUGGAUUCGGGAGACCCUGCUGGAGUGACCGUGAGCCUCCAAGUCAACAACGCUUUUGUAGAGAGGAGAAUCCUAAACAUCUUUGGAGUGAUCAAAGGCUUUGAGGAACCAGAUCGAUAUGUUGUGGUUGGAGCCCAGCGUGAUUCCUGGGGGCCUGGAGCUGUAAAAUCUGGGGUGGGAACUGCCAUUUUGCUAGAACUUGCCCGUGCAGUCUCGCAGCUAGUGAAGAACGACCGCUAUAGGCCCCGGCGGAGCCUCGUGUUUGCCAGCUGGAGCGCCGGCGACUUUGGAGCGGUCGGCGCCACAGAGUGGCUGGAGGGGUAUGCUGCCACGCUGCACCUGAAGGCUUUUGCAUACAUCAACUUGGAUUCAGCCGUAGCAGGUUCAGGUGACUUCAAGUUCUCCGCCAGCCCCAUGCUGAAACAGCUCCUCAAGGAAGCCGUCACAAACGUGAAGGAGCCACGUUUCCUUGGCAACACGCUGCCCAGUAAAGAGGUUCCCUUCCGCAUGGACAACGCAGGCUUUCCCUUCCUGGCGUAUUCGGGAAUCCCGUCUGUUUCGUUCAGCUUCACUAAUGCGGGCGGCAGCGAAUAUCCCCACCUCGGCACCACCGAGGACACUCUGGACAAGCUGCUUAUCUACUUAGGGUCAGGGGACCAUCUGGAUAUCGCGGUCCGCGCAGCCACCGAGAUCGCCGGCCGCAUGGCACUCAGGAUGACGCACGACCACGAAUUGUACCUGGACUACAACAGCUAUGACGACAAGCUGCUGGGUUUUGUGCGCAAGCUGCUGCCCUACAACAAGGAUCUGCAGGGCAUGGGGCUGCACCUCCGGUGGCUCCUGGUGGCCCGCGGGGACUUCAGCCGUGCUACGAAUGCCCUGAAGACUGCUGUCCAAAACACUGACCUGUACAACAAGGUUGCCUGCCGAGCUUUGAACGACCGGAUCAUGAAAGUGGAGUACCACUUCCUCUCCCCGUACGUCUCCCCAAAGGAAACGCCCCUCCGGCACAUCUUCUUCGGCUCCGCCCCCCACACGCUCCAAGGCCUGCUGGACCACCUGAGCCUCCUGAAGACCAACAGGAGCUCCGUCGACGAAGACCUGCUGAGGAACCAGCUGGCCCUGGCGACGUGGACGAUCCAGGGGGCCGCCAACGCGCUCGCGGGGGACAUCUGGGACAUCGACAAUGAGUUCUGAGAACGCCACGCGCUCGGUCCCGAAGUACCACGACGGGGAGCCCCCCCUCCCCCGCCUCGGGCCCCCACUUCCCCCAAAGCACAGAACAAAUUCCUCUUAGCCCCCCCUAGAAUGACUUUUAAAAGAAGCCCAGAUUAAAACGUAGAGCAGCUCAGAAUGACUUGAAAUGAGACCCCGCCCACCCCAGCUCCCGCUCAAGGCGCUGUCCUUAGUUGGGGUCCGGCGAGAGGUCGAUCUUGACUUUUAUCAGCGCCUCCGUCGAGUGGGCAGGGGCAGAAUUGGCAGAUCUCUAAGCGGCCCCUCCCGCGGUGUUGUUAACACGAGCGAAGAACAAUAUUGAAAGUUACUUUGCAGCUUGCGAAAGCAGAAGGUGACCCCGAAGCGCCUGGGAAGAGCCGGUCCGUGGCCUGGGUCGAAGGGGUCUUCCCGAUCUCUCCCCACAGGCUGCCGCGGGCCCCCUCUUGCCAUCGGCCUGGUCCAGUCACCCUUCUGCUUUCCCAAGGAACAAGGGAACGCCCUGGAAGGGGCUUCCCUCCCAAUGUCCUCACACUGACACUGACGGUGCCUCCAGCGGGGGGGCCCGUCUCGCACUAGUUCAAAAGCUCACUGGGUAUCCCGUCUCCCCUUUUUGGCAAGCCUUUGAGUUGUGCUCCGUCCCUCGUCUGCGGAGUCCUCCCUGCCAGCCUAAGUCCGACCGUUUGCCGGGGAGACACCGAGGUAUUUAUUCGUUAUUUAUUUAUCAGUGGCAGUGUUCACUAUAAAUGGUGUUUUUGUUCUUUCUACUGAAGAUAAUUAUCGGAAGCAGUGACUUCCAUAAUUAUGACAGUUAUACUGUCGUUUUUUAUAAAGCAGCAUCUGCUAGUACAAUCCGCCGUGGUACUGGAACUUUCGCCCUCUGCGGCCUGCGGCGGCCUCAAUUGGGAACCCGAGACUGGAGACUACUUUUUUGAGGGAGCAGCAAGAGAAGUGAGCGGGGGCGUUUUCAUCCAUCAAAUGAUGGGGAAAGAGGAGCAAGAACUGAAAUGCAGAUUCUUUCCACCCAAUGAAGGUGUCAAAUGUCUUGCUUCCCAUGGGGCUAGGGCUGACGUCCGCCGCUGCAGGCUUGUGUCAAUCUUGGGCUUGAACCAAAAAAUAAAAAAAUGGCAGCUUCUAUGUAAAACUUCCAGUACCGCGGUGUACCACGAGAACCUAGGUCACAUUAUCGGGUGCAGUGCCUCCCAUAAUGUUCAAGAACAAGGUAGUUUUUGCCUACCACAAUGUUAUAUCGGAGGCAAUGGCCUCCAUAUGGCGCACGAAGGGGUGUCUUAAUUAUCGGGGACAGCGUUUCCCAUAAUUUUUCCUUAAAUGCUCGCUGCGCACACCACCCGCGGAGCAUGAUCGUUAGUAUCUAACAUGUGUAUAUUUGAACUUCUGCGAUUGUCUCUUCUCUUGUCUGGAAUGGCCUCACGCCGGCUGCCUUUCUUGGGCGGCUGGUUAAUCCCGCCCACGGUACAGAGUCCAAGAUGGCGAGGGACCACAGUCGGUUGCUUGCCACUGCUAUGGCCGAGGAUACGUUCCGGCACGUGAGAGAACCGGUGGGCUUCUGUUGACUGUUGAGUAAAUGUUGUGCUUUGUGCUUGUUGCUUUGCGAAGCUGCCGGGUUUGAAUCGGUAGAGUUGGUGUCGACUUUAGAAUUCCUUGGGCUGAAAUAGGGGGUCUGAACGAGAAAUGGUCGCAUCGAGAGUCUGGAUGGAGAAAUGUUAAACCUGGCUCCAUGAUCCCAAACGAGAGCCGUUUCCCAGUCCUCUCGCCUCACCUCCGGCAAAACUCAGUCCCCACUUGGGAACACACUUUCCAAAGGCUCCCUUUUAAACUGAAACAAAGGCAGUGUCUUUCUCCACAAAGGCGGCUUCUUUCGCAUCGAUUUGAAGGCACUCUACUUUUUAACGAAGGCCAUCCGGACACGAGUACCAUAUUGUGCCGCGCUGGAGAAAUCGAGGCGCGCAGGGCAGCUGGAUUGUUUGUUCAACCUGUCUAAAAUUAAGCUGACCCAUUCAAGCUACCCUCUAAGCGCAAGAAUUCGGUUUAGGCACAGCCCCCGUGCAUUUCAAAGCUUGUGUGUGUGUGUGAGUGAAAAGAUCUAGCUUAGCACUGUUUCCCUCUGCAUGAUUUUCCUCUCUGUUUCAUUAAGUGAAUCACCUCUUUGGCACGGAUCUUCAUGCAUGCUCUUCUGUAGUGUUGCAUUGCACGUGAUUCGUACGGGUAAUAAUGCACUAGACAUAGUAGCUGCAGUGUGUGGACAGAAUAUGAUGUACCUGACCCAUACAAAUCUGCGGUUUGUGUAUUUUUGCGCCGC
Gekko japonicus is the source of this 4787-nucleotide messenger RNA. RefSeq names its product transferrin receptor (gene TFRC). Gene Ontology annotation, molecular function: transferrin receptor activity. NCBI's taxonomy places the organism in Eukaryota, Metazoa, Chordata, Lepidosauria, Squamata, Gekkonidae. The transcript is spliced from 19 exons. Gene Ontology annotation, biological process: transferrin transport; intracellular iron ion homeostasis. The coding region runs from base 113 to 2452 and encodes 779 amino acids. Gene Ontology annotation, cellular component: external side of plasma membrane. The record is from RefSeq and is a predicted model, not a curated record.